Alternaria alternata is the source of this 1164-nucleotide messenger RNA. RefSeq lists its product as hypothetical. The coding region runs from base 1 to 1164 and encodes 387 amino acids. The transcript has 2 exons. NCBI's taxonomy places the organism in Eukaryota, Fungi, Ascomycota, Dothideomycetes, Pleosporales, Pleosporaceae. The record is from RefSeq and is a predicted model, not a curated record.
AUGGCUCAACACCGGACCACGCAUAGCUCUUUGAGCUCGUCUUCGACCUUCUGCCUGAUACUUUCCCUCCCAGCUGAGUUGCGCGAUAUCAUUUACAUGUACUCUUGGGGUUUUCGAACAAUCGAAGCCUCGAUUUCUUGUACCCCACCGACAUCAAUCCUUGCCAUACCCAAAAGUAUCGUUCAUGACCGAUUGUCCAAAUUGUUACUUCGGCAAAGAGGCUUGCCGAUCUGGUUAUCGACAUGCAGACAGAUGCUAAAAGAAGGUUUGAGUUUGCUGUCGAGAGAAUUCGCGUUCACCUCUUCCACACUAUCUACAAUCCAGCAAGUGAAGACCGUAGAAGAAACCGAUAUCCCAAACCGGUUAGUCUUCGAGGCUAUCAAAACAGUGGUGCUAGAUCGCGCAACACCAAGUUGGAUCCAAGAUGUAGAUUUGGAAAUGCAAGCCGAACACGAAGACGCAAUACUGCCCACUGGGAUAAACCUCGUGCGGUGCUCACGUUUGUAUGUCAACACGAGGCCGAAUGAACGGGGGUCCCUCCCAGGAACUUACAGGUUGCGAGAUCAUCAGUUGUUGCAAAUCAAACUUUGGCCUGCUGAUGAGGCGAUGCUGAACAUCUUGCAUAAGGCUGGCACGGGUGUCAGGGAAUUACACAUGAACUGGAUCUACGAUGUUGGUACACUAGUUCCUGGUGACCAACCGGUUGUUAGGAGCAAGACUCUGGAUGAAUGGGUUGGUAAAUUGGAACGUGUGAAGGUUACAGUAAGAAGUGAGCCUAGUAAAACUUUUGCUGGGAGGAUGGCGACAGAUUUGGUGGAACGGACUGCGAAGAGGCUUGUUGGUGAGAAAGGCAAGGGUGAGACAAGUAUGAGAUGGAAGGAGAAGGAUAUAGAAGACGAUGAAGGGUUCAAGAAAGACGAAUGCAAGAUGCAGACAAGAACACACAGUCACUAUUCAUUUUCGCGUCCUUCUCACGCAGAAGAUAUGCUAGAGUCAGCCGGCCUUGUCACGCUGGUUUCUAAAUCAUCGCCUAACCUACUCCUUGAUCUUCCAUUGGAGAUUCGAGAUGAGAUUCACAAGUACGCCUUCGGAGAUGCUGCCCGCUCAUUUGUCGUCAGCACAGAAAUCUCAGCUUAUGCGUUCGCAAGCGCUUCCACCUACUGA